This is a messenger RNA of Symbiodinium necroappetens, 1140 nucleotides long. NCBI's taxonomy places the organism in Eukaryota, Dinophyceae, Suessiales, Symbiodiniaceae. The record is from the annotation of a GenBank genome assembly.
AUGCAGUGUGACGAUAUUGGGCCGCUCUUUGUCGUCUUGAACCAUAUUUUCCAACUUGCGUAUACCGUGGAGCUUAUAUUCAGGCCGUGGUAUCACAGGUGGUUCUUCUUCUCUUCGUGCGCAAACUUGUUUGACAUCUUGCUGGUGCUAAUUGGUGCUGUGGAUGUAUAUGUCCUGGCCGUUAUUGCAGAAAGAAGCUCGAGUUCAGAAUUGAUGCAGCUGUUGCGAAUACUGAAGCUCGGGCGAGUGGUUCGGCUUGGCAGGACUUUUCACCUCUUUCCAGGUCUCCGGUUGCUCAUGCAUGCUUGCACCUCCUUUCUACCGGCGUUGGGAUGGUCAAUGGUGCUCCUGGGGCUGUGCAUCACGAUGGGUGGCCUCACGAUGGGGACAUUGCUCCAGGACUUCAUUAUGGACGAGAGCAAGCCGAUGAGUGACCGCCUGUGGGUGUGGCUUCACUAUGGGACUUCCUACCGUUCCAUGUACACGCUGUAUGAGGUGACAUUUGCCGGAUCGUGGCCUACCUAUGCACGACCAGUGCUUGAGACCGUGAGUCAUGUUUACGUUUUGUUCUUCCUGCUGUACAUCACAUUCAUUGUUUUUGCUGUCAUUCGAGUUAUCUCGGCGGUUUUCCUGAGUCAGACAUUGGAAGCUGCGAGUAGCGAUGCGGAGAUGAUGAUCCAGGACAGGCUGACAAAAAAAGCGAAAUUCGUGCAGAAAUUGGAAGGUGUUUUCCAAGCUAUGGAUGAAAGCGGGGAUGGUCUGUUGUCAGAAGAAGAGAUGAGUGACUUGUUAGAAGACAAGAAGGUCCAGGCGUAUCUUGAGAGCCUGGAAGUUGCUGUACCGGAAAGUAAAGCCCUGUUUCGGAUGCUGCAAAACAGCGAAGGGCAGGUCACGUAUGAGGACUUCAUCGAAGGCAUCCUGCGGUGCAAGGGUCCAGCUCGUGCCAUGGAUCAGAUUGUCAUCCAAGCCGAGCUUCGAUUCUUGAAGGCUUCCGUUGAGCAGCUUGCGGUAUCCUUGGAGGAUGCAAAGGUCAUCAGGGGAGCCAAGUGCCGCAGGCGGCACCGCACGCCGACAAGAACCAGACUUGCCGAUGAGAUCACGCUCCUGCAAGCCGCAACUGCGACGAGGCGAAGGAACUGA